Cadophora gregata is the source of this 924-nucleotide messenger RNA. RefSeq lists its product as uncharacterized. Gene Ontology annotation, molecular function: 3'-5'-RNA exonuclease activity. The transcript has a single exon. The record is from RefSeq and is a predicted model, not a curated record. The coding region runs from base 1 to 924 and encodes 307 amino acids. NCBI's taxonomy places the organism in Eukaryota, Fungi, Ascomycota, Leotiomycetes, Helotiales, Ploettnerulaceae.
AUGCAUCUCUCCACUCUCCUCUCUAGCAUUCUGCUCCUGGUCCUCAGCUCCAGCCUCACUAAUGCAGCUAGUCUUCCCGUCCGCUCCAUAACCUGGAACAUCCGGUACGCGACAUCAUCCCCAGGGACAGGCGAGAAGCCAUGGUGGACUGUCUUCUGCUCCAUCUGGUCCGACCAAUGCCGCAUGCCACACGUCCAAUCCCUCCUCUCUGAUACCGCCGACGCAACCAGCAACCCAACCAUCAUCGGCCUCCAGGAAGUCCUCUCCAACCAGCUCAGCGACGUGAAGUCCGGCCUUGGCUCCUCCUGGGACCAUCUAGGCGUUGGCCGCGACGAUGGGAAAUCAUCAGGAGAGUUCAGCCCGCUGCUCUACCGUACGGAUGUCUUCCGCGUGCUGUUCAGCGAGACGAAAUGGCUGAGUCCUACCCCGGACGUGGUCUCGUUCGGAUGGGGAGCAGGCAGCAGACGCGUCGUUACGCUGGGUGUGUUUGAGCAUAUUGCGACUGGGAAGCGCUUCAUUGCCGCUAACACGCAUCUUGAUAACGUGAGUUCUCAAGCAAGGAGUGAAGGCAUCAAGGUCGUUGUGUCGCGCAUUGAGGCUGCGAGGGCGGCGUAUGGGAAUAAGCUCGGUGUCGUCCUGACGGGGGAUUUCAACUCGGAGCCGAAUGGUGAUGCGUAUGCGACGCUGAAGGGGCUGAAGUAUUUGACGGAAGUGUGGGAGUCGGGUGCGAAGAGACUGGGCCCGAAUCAGUUGACUUAUACGGGGUUUACGACCACGGGGGUUAGCAGGAUUGAUUAUUGCUGGACUGGACCGGUGGGUGCGAAUGCGGUUACGGUGCAGCAGUUUGAGAUCUUGGGGAAUGUGGUGGAUGGGGUUAUUGCGAGUGAUCAUAGGGCCGUGGUUACAGACUUGACGAUUGUGUAA